AUGUCUGGCAAACUAGGCACGAUGAUCGAACACGAACAAACUGCCACAGCCCCCGCGCCGGGCAAGUUUGUCCCCCAGCGCACGUUUGGCACGGCCGCCGAGCGCGCCCGUCGCAAUAUCAACGCCAAACUCUCCAAUCCGCUUGCUGGUUUCAGUCAUGCCGAUCUCAGGAAGCAGGGCCGCAACUUUGCCAUCGCCCACGAAAUUGGUGAUGAGUCGGACAUCCGUGCCUUUGAGCUGGGUGCCGUGCUGGCCCAGUCCCCCGAGCGCUACGCCACCGUUGCUGGAUUGACUACCCAGGAAAAAGAGGUGCUGCGGCGCGAGUUUGCGCAUCGCUGGUCGCAGCCUUGGACGAUGUAUGCGGUCAUUGCGCUGUGUUCGCUAUCAGCGGCCGUUCAGGGAAUGGAUGAGACCGUGGUCAACGGAGCCCAGAUCUGGUACAAGCAUCAGUUCGGCAUCGCUGAUGACAGCCCAAGGAGUACCUGGCUGGUGGGACUGGUAAACUCGGCACCAUAUCUGUGCUGCGCUGUCGUCGGGUCCUGGCUGACAGUCCCGUUCAAUCACUGGUUCGGCCGCCGUGGCACCAUCUUCCUGACCUGCUGCUUUUCAGCAAUUGCCUGUCUAUGGCAAGGGUUCGUGUCGACAUGGUGGGCCAUGUUCGUGGCACGGUUCGCGCUGGGGUUCGGGAUCGGCCCUAAAUCAGCCACGGUUCCCAUCUACGCGGCCGAAACGGCGCCGCCGGCCAUCCGCGGUGCCUUGGUCAUGCAGUGGCAGAUGUGGACGGCAUUCGGGAUCAUGCUCGGCUACGCGGCUGACCUGAUGUUUUUCAAGGUCGCCGACACUCCCGCCAUAGUUGGUCUCAACUGGCGCUGCAUGAUGGCCUCGGCCAUGUUUCCGGCCCUCGUGGUGUGCUGCUUUGUCUUUGCGUGCCCCGAGUCGCCGCGCUGGUACAUGAGCCAGAAGCAAUACUACCGCGCCUACCAGUCCAUGUGCACCUUGCGUCACCACAAGAUGCAGGCUGCCCGCGACCUCUACUACAUGCAUACUCUGCUCGAGGCGGAGAACAGCAUGAAGCUCGGCCAGAACAAGCUGCUGGAGUUGAUCACUGUGCCGCGGAACCGCCGCGCCAUGCUGGCAUCGGAGAUUGUCAUGUUUACACAGCAGUUCUGCGGCGUCAACGUCAUUGCCUACUAUUCCUCAGAGAUCUUCCUCGAAGCAAACUUCUCUCCCGCCGCAGCACUGGGAGCCUCCCUCGGCUGGGGCAUGAUCAACUGGCUGUUCGCAAUCCCAGCCAUCUACACGAUCGACACGUUCGGACGACGGAACCUGCUCCUAUGCACAUUCCCGCUGCUGGCACUGUCGAUGUUCUUCACGGGGUUCAGCUUCUGGAUCCCCGAAGAGACCAGCCACACAGCGCGCAUCGCCUGCAUCGCCCUGGGCACAUACCUUUUCGGCAUCGUAUACUCACCAGGCGAAGGUCCUGUGCCCUUCACAUACUCGGCCGAGGCAUACCCGUUGUACGUGCGGUCGUACGGCAUGGCGCUGGCGACGGCAACCACCUGGUUCUUCAAUUUCCUUCUCGGUGUCACCUGGCCCUCGCUGCGCAGCGCUUUCACUGCCCAGGGCGGCUUUGCGUGGUACGGCAGUUGGAACCUUGUCGGGUGGUGGCUGGUGCUCCUGUUUCUGCCCGAGACCAAGGGCAAGACCCUCGAGGAGCUAGAUCAGGUGUUUUCGGUCUCGACGUGCUUUCAUGCCCAGUAUGGGUUGCGCCAGAUUCCGUAUUGUGUUAAGCGUUACCUCCUGCGCCGUGAUGUCCGGCCUGAGACUCUGUGGGAGCGCGAGGAUGCAGCUCCGGCGCAGGAUCUGGGCUACAAUGCUUGA
Penicillium alfredii is the source of this 1881-nucleotide messenger RNA. RefSeq names its product Major facilitator superfamily domain general substrate transporter. Gene Ontology annotation, biological process: transmembrane transport. Gene Ontology annotation, cellular component: membrane. The coding region runs from base 1 to 1881 and encodes 626 amino acids. The record is from RefSeq and is a predicted model, not a curated record. Lineage: Eukaryota; Fungi; Ascomycota; Eurotiomycetes; Eurotiales; Aspergillaceae. The transcript is spliced from 3 exons. Gene Ontology annotation, molecular function: myo-inositol:proton symporter activity.